Trichomonas vaginalis G3 is the source of this 1824-nucleotide messenger RNA. Its product is annotated as mitochondrial ATP-dependent permease MDL1 family. Gene Ontology annotation, cellular component: membrane. Gene Ontology annotation, molecular function: ATP hydrolysis activity; ABC-type oligopeptide transporter activity; ATP binding. The record is from RefSeq and is a predicted model, not a curated record. Gene Ontology annotation, biological process: transmembrane transport. Lineage: Eukaryota; Parabasalia; Trichomonadida; Trichomonadidae. The coding region runs from base 1 to 1824 and encodes 607 amino acids. The transcript has a single exon.
AUGUCUGCACCAAACGAAACUGGUGAAGAACUAUUACUUCAAAAUCAAGAAGAAACUGUUCCACAGACCGAGGUUGUUCAUUCCCAUCGUUCCAAACAUAGAUUUUUACCAUUUAUCCACAAAAUGUAUUGGUUUUUUUAUAGAAAACCACUUUUCUUCUUGAUAUUUUUACCUGCAGCAACUAACGGAUUCAUAUUGAUUCAAGCUUACGUAUAUAUGGGCAAAAUUGUUGAUGCUUUAGGCGAAGAAAAUCCAAUUCCACUGAUUAGAAAAUAUUCAUUAUUAACAUUCAUCUUUGCUUUCUUUUGCGCAAUACUUAGCUUCUGCAAUUUUGCAUUUUGGAUUCAAAUUGGUUCUAUUAUUGGAAUUAAAAUUAAAAGAUUGCUCUUUAAAUCAUACAUGGAGAAAGAUAUUGAAUUCUACGACAGAAGAAGUAUUGGUGAAUUAUUAAAUUUACUUAAUGAUGAUUCAAUGGCCAUCGAAGGCGUAUUUGAACAAUCAAAAGUGAAUCAAGUGAAAGCUAUCGGCCAAUUAGUAUCCGCAGUCAUUGUAUCAGCGAGAAUAAACCUAGAGCUUACUAUGCUUUCGCUGUCAGUUUCAGUGAUAAUUGCAGUUAUUCUUAAAUUCUUCCGUCAGCAAGGUGGAAAGCAUAUGAGAGCUAGAUCCAUUGUCCAAUCUGUUGGUGUAACAGUGUUCGAUGAAAUAAUUAGCAAUCCAAGAGUUGUUUAUUCGAAUAAUCAAGAAGAGAACGAAGCAGAGAGAUUCAACCACGUUAACACUCAAGCUGCUUACCAUCAUAAAACCAUGCAUCGCCUCUUCUUUUCAGCUUUUGAAACAGGAAGUUUAAUAAAUUCCGGAACUCUCUCAAUGAUCAUUACUUUGGGAGGCUACAUCAUCAUGCAUGACAAACUAAGUGUUGGAGACUUACUCGCCAUCAUCAGAGCUACUCGUAUGUUCGGUUUUGAGUUAAUGAUGAUUAUGGGUAGUAUAAACCGUGAAGUAAGAGCAUGGGACUCAGCAGACAGAAUCUGGGAGACAGUAGAAGACCCAAUAAAGAUAGAUCCUUACGAAGGAAUCGCUCCAGAAAGCAUAAAAGGUGACAUUGAAUUCAAAAAUGUUUGGUUCAAGUAUCCAACGCGAGAUUCAUGGAUUCUCAAGAAUGUAUCAUUCUGUGUUCAACCUGGAGAGAUAUCAGCAUUCGUUGGACACAGUGGUAGUGGAAAAAGUACAAUUGUUCAAUUGUUAAUGAGAUUUUACGAUGUAAACGAAGGCCAAGUUUUAAUUGAUGGAAAAGACAUCAGGGAAUAUUCUCCAUCAUUUUUACAUCGAUCUAUUGGUGUUGUACAACAAGAUUCCGCUUUGUUUACUAUGACUGUCAAAGAGAACUUGAAGUACGGAGCUCCAAACGCAACAGAUGAAGAAGUUGUUCAAGCAGCAGUGAUUGCAAAUGCUGACAAAUUCAUAAGAAAACUGCCACAAGAAUACAACUUUUCCAUUGGCGAAAAAGGAAUGAACUUGAGUGGUGGACAGAGACAAAGACUUGCAAUUGCACGCGCUGUUGUAAAGAAUCCGAAGAUCUUGAUAACUGAUGAAGCAACAGCAGCUUUGGACGCUGUUUCUGAAAAGAAAGUUCAAAAAGCUUUGGACAAUGUUAUGAAAGGAAGAACUUCAAUCAUCGUUGCUCAUAGACUUGGAACAAUAAGAAGUGCAAAUAUGAUUUAUGUGUUCGAUGCAGGCGAGUUGGUUGAGUCAGGAACACAUGAGGAACUUGUAAGUAAGAGAGGCUCUUAUUACGAUUUGGUCAAACUUCAACUUGAAGAUUAA